Cadophora gregata is the source of this 3364-nucleotide messenger RNA. RefSeq lists its product as uncharacterized. Gene Ontology annotation, biological process: vesicle-mediated transport. Bases 607 to 2325 code for a protein of 572 amino acids. Gene Ontology annotation, cellular component: endocytic vesicle; cytosol. The record is from RefSeq and is a predicted model, not a curated record. The transcript has 4 exons. Gene Ontology annotation, molecular function: small GTPase binding; guanyl-nucleotide exchange factor activity; ubiquitin binding. Lineage: Eukaryota; Fungi; Ascomycota; Leotiomycetes; Helotiales; Ploettnerulaceae.
UGGACAAAGGCAGCGGCUCCUCCGCCGUGGCCUGGCGGGAAGAAUAAGUACUUUGGAGCUUGGAGCUUGGGGCACUAGCGGCCGCAGCAAGGCGAUUGGGUUGGGGUUCACGUGUGGCACGCCUAUCUAAGUACCUACCUACCUAAGGUACCUAGGUUUGCACAAAAUCAGUGUACUGUAGAUAGACUCGUCGUAUCACAUACAAUUAAUGCUAGUGACCUUCCCCGUUGCACUGCUCAUCCAAGGGCUAUUGUGAUUGACCCCAGUUUACUGUGCGAGCUUACUCGUACUUGUAGAAGCCCAUCUCAUCUCCAGUAUUCUCUCGCUUCAGAGCAAAGCAAUUCGCAAACACACUGCCCAAGAUCGUCAAGGCGCGGCAAGCUGCAGAAGACGACCAGACUCGCAGCACCAGCCAGGAAACAGCACCGCAGAUUACCAGGUGCCUUAUUCAUCCCCAAUGACUGCGAUUUUGCCCUCCGACUAGCUCGAACUCUCCUAUGCGUCUUUGUGCAAGAAGCAGCCUAACACCUCUGUGCCCGGACGCAAUAUACCCCGCCAAAAUCACACGUCGAAGCCACACGCCUUUGAAGAGGCGCCCGAGGGUGUAUGUCUCCUCCCAGCCAGCCAGCAGAAGCCAUCAACAGCAAAGAUGAGCAUCCAGAGAGGCCACUGUCCGGGGUAGCAGGUGCUUCUGGGCCCGACGAGGUUGGGCAAGAGGCUCAAGACACUGAUGGUCUGGAUAUCUCGAAUGCCAAUGGCAAGGAAGCUAGUGGCGCAACUUUGUCUGACAGACAAGGCUCUCAAGUCAAUAUCGAAGGAAUCAACAGACGCUCCAUAGAUGGUAACAAGAUCAGCCAGAGGACUAGUGUUGAGUCAAGCGCGUUAGAAGAGGAAACCUCCCAAAUCAAUGAGGAAGGAAACAGUGUAGGAACGCCACCUAUCUACGACCACAUGGAAUCCUCAACUGCGACUUUAAAGCCCGACAUGCUGUCUGGGAACGUUCCUACGAUGCAACAUCUUUCUCCAGAUGAUAAGCCGUACCUCGAUCCUACCCCCAAAACGCCAUAUUCGUCUCAGCCCCCCUCGCGCUCACCUUCCAAUGCUGCUUCUAUACCCCAAUACUCCAGGUCGGUGGAACCGCCAGAGAGAUCUCCAACAAGAUCUGAUGCCGGGUUUGACGAGAAAGCAUCUACAAGCGGGGACGAGAAAGAGCAUAACCCUAGGUCGGAAAUACAGACAAUAAUGGACCAGUUCAGUGAGGAAGGGCAGGGACCUGGGCACGAAGAAGUUAUGUCGCCUAGAUUGGAGUUCGCUGGACCACUCCUUGGAAGUCCUAUCCAGCAUCCUCCGCGGAAAUCCAGUCUCGAACCCCUGAAUGCUAGCAUUACUGCUGCCGGGCAGAGCGUGCAAGACCUACGAAUAUCAUCUACUGACCCUGCCAAUCAGCAAGAUAGAGAUCCGACCGACGUUGGACCAGCAGUGCCACCAAAGCCAGGUUCGAUCAGUAGUUUUAGGCUUUCGAAGGGUGGGGAUGACCGACAUCAACAUGUAGAUUCUCCAUUGUCACCUCCUCCACUGCAUAGACCCCCACCACCAGAACCGGAGCCAGAACCAGAUCUUCCUUUUGACUUUCACCGAUUCUUAGAGCAGCUUAGGCAUCGAACCGCAGACCCUGUAGCCAAAUUUCUACGGUCAUUCCUACAGGAAUUUGGCAAGAAACAGUGGAUGGUUCAUGAGCAAGUCAAGAUAAUAGGGGACUUCCUCUCCUUCAUCACAAAUAAAAUGGCACAAUGUGAAGUUUGGCGAGAGGUAUCAGAUGCGGAAUUUGACAAUGCUCGGGAAGGUAUGGAGAAGCUAGUUAUGAACAGGCUAUAUACGCAGACCUUUUCCCCAGCAAUUCCACCGCCACAACCAAUUCCUGGCUCCAAGUCAAAGAGGAGGGGAGGUGAGCGUUUGAUGGGCCCUGGAAGGAAGGGACAGCAUCAAGAAGAUGUUGAACGUGAUGAGAUUCUCGCUCAAAAGGUGAGUAUUUAUGGCUGGAUCAAGGAAGAGCAUUUGGACAUUCCAGCUGUAGGAGACAGCGGAAAACGAUUCUUGAUAUUGGCUCAGCAAGAGCUACUCAAGAUCAAGACAUACCGGGCACCCAGAGACAAAAUUAUUUGUGUAUUGAACUGCUGCAAAGUGAUAUUUGGUGAGAACCAACUUACCACUUCGUGCUAUCACUCGUUAAACUGUCACAGGCCUUCUCAAGCACUCCAGGGCCGAUUCAUCGGCGGACUCAUUCAUGCCGCUUCUUAUUUAUGUUGUGCUCCAAGCCAAUCCUGAGCAUAUGGUGUCCAAUGUUCAGUACAUCCUACGGUUUAGAAACCAAGAUAAGCUUGCUGGAGAAGCAGGGUAUUACUUGUCCUCACUGCUGGGUGCUGUGCAGUUUAUCGAGAAUCUAGACCGAACAACACUGACUAUCUCGGACGAGGAAUUCGAGAAGAACGUGGAGGCUGCCGUCUUUGCAAUUGCCGAGAAGCACCAAGCCGAAGAGGUCGUUCAUCCACCACCAACACAACUAUCCGAGAAAUCGACAUUGAGUCGACCUGAAGUGACGCCACGGCACUCUAUGGAAGGCGAAUCAUCAAAUCCUCGGAAAUCUACUUCUUCAAACGAGUACGAAAGUGGCGAUGGAGGACUGGAUGAGAAAGCUGCCAUGAGUGGUCUCCUAAGAACAAUUCAGCGGCCUCUCUCCUCAAUUGGACGAAUAUUUUCAGAAGAGCCAGGAACGUCUCAAAGUGGACCUGCACGAACACCUCUGCCUGGUAAUACUCCUCGAAUGACUCCCUCUCCACGAGUCAGCUCAGACAUUCCGCAAGGCCUGCCACGAGUGCCAACUACUGGAGACCCUCAUCGCAGUCGAAUGACUGCGGAAGAUGCUGCAGCGAGGCAAGCGAGUGCCGAAGCUGCAGAAGCUUAUCGUAUCCAGCGAGCCGAACAUGCCAAUGUCGUGGAGACCUUGGCAGGGAUGUUCCCAGAUUUGGAUAGAGAGAUUAUCAGUGAUGUUGUCACACAAAAGGACGGAAGGGUCGGCCUCGCAGUCGAUGCAUGUCUCGCACUGAGCUCCUAAUUCAGCUACGCCAUAAGGAGCGAGCAUUCUAGUGCUACCUCAACAUAACACUUGGCGGGGGAAUCAAGCGUGUUGGUUUUGAGCGUAGCAUUGGCGUUUCUGAUAUCCCAUAGCGAUCGUUCUGUGUGCUUGAUAGGUUCGCGAUCCAGGAGACGAGAAGUUCGUAACUAGAGGAUAUUAACAAGUGUCAAGAAGAGAUAGCAAGCAUAAAUAUAACAGCCACAAUGAACGUCAAGAGUGGCAGGUCAUUCA